Molecule: messenger RNA, 951 nt
Organism: Cheilinus undulatus (humphead wrasse)
Lineage: Eukaryota; Metazoa; Chordata; Actinopteri; Labriformes; Labridae
Product: SH3 and cysteine-rich domain-containing protein 2-like
Exons: 3
Coding region: 673-951 (92 amino acids)
Source: RefSeq, a predicted model, not a curated record
GCACCGGGGAUCCUGUGCCUGGAGGAGAGCCGUGUGACUGGAGGGGGGCUCUUCUGCCUGUGGAUGUAUGUGACAGGACAGCGAUUUUUGCAGGCGAGCGUACGUGUGCUUGAACGUGUGCGUGAGAGACAGUGAGAGUGGGCAUGACAGUGUGUGUGUGUGUAGGGGAAACAGUGUCGUCGAUCAGCGACGGGCUCUUCGCAUUAUGAAGCCGACGGUGCUCAUCACACUUUGAAGACUGACUCAUCGAGACCAGGCUGUGGAGGCAGAAGAGACAAAAGAGAGGGAAAGACAGAUGGAUGAAAAGACAGGAAGGCAGUUUUAGGCUCUUGAUGCUUUGGGUCCCUCCAGACCAUCCAAGGGUCUAGUCUGUUUGUGGGACGCCAGUAGCUCCACAGUGGCCCCCCCUUGUUCCCCCACAAAUCGGAAUUGCAGACACAUACCCAGACAGGUAGCCAAAAUUGCCAGAAAAUCCCUGAAAGGAAAAUUCAAUCCCCAGCUGUCAUCAGACUUAAGGGAAGAUUCUAUUCAUUUCUGUUACACAGACUUGGAAAAGAGGAUCUUCUGUUUCACCGGGUCUUUUUUGCACUGGUCAUCGUUCCAUUUUAGGGGGUUUGCAGGAUCUUAUCCCGGAGAUAAGAGGCUGGCAAACAAAACGGGAUAGACACAGGCAUGGCUCGCCUCAACUGGUGCCUGGCUGCCGUCAUCAGCUGGGGCAAGUUUCUCUUUGCCUGCUUCUUUCCUCUGCGGGGGGCCAAACGAAACAAGCCUGAAGAGCUGGAGGGCGUCCACACACACACCUUCAAGCUUAAGCCAUUCAAGAAGGCCAAGAGCUGUGAUAUAUGCAAGCAGGCCAUCACCAAGGAAGGCCUCAUCUGUAAAGCGUGCCGGUUGUCCUGCCAUAAAAAAUGUGAAGUGAAGGUAAGACACGAAGCAUCUUCUACUCUUUAG